Messenger RNA from Stegodyphus dumicola, 1416 nucleotides. RefSeq names its product putative fibroblast growth factor 1. Lineage: Eukaryota; Metazoa; Arthropoda; Arachnida; Araneae; Eresidae. Gene Ontology annotation, molecular function: growth factor activity. The record is from RefSeq and is a predicted model, not a curated record.
UUCAAAUCUCUGUCUCUGUCCUCUUAGGAUCCUGCCGCUCUUCGGCAUCAACAUCAUCACAAGAUGGCCUCUGAUGGGAGCAGUUCUACCGACGCAAGACCGACUCGCCUUCCGAGUGAGGAACGGAGGGGAGCCGCCUACGCCCGGGCUGUCGAACCGGACCGUGGAAUACCUGCGCACGUAGGAGGAGAGAAACAGUUGCACAGUGCCACAGGUUACAACUUGGUGAUAGAUUCUAAAGGUAGCAUCUACGGAACACGCGAACCCUAUAAUCAGGAAGCUGUCAUGGAGCUUUCCUCAAGAGCUGCAGGAGAAGUCCAGAUUAAAGGCAAAAGUUCAAAGUUUUACCUUGCAAUGAAUGAGAAAGGAAAAAUAUAUGCAGAAAGAGAUCAAAAUUCUGAAAAUACUUGGUUUAGAGAGUUAUAUAAUGAAGGCUGGAAUAAUUAUCUUUGGCUUGGUAACAAUAAAGACUGGUAUUUAGGUAUAAAAAAGUCAGGCAAAAUGAAGCGAGGCCAUCGGACAGAGAAAACACAAAAUGCUGUGAAGUUUGUGCCAAGGCCUGCUUCCCCAUCAUAUAACUGAAAAUAUAAAUAUAUUAUGAUGGUUAUCUUCUUUAUAUUGUGUACUUUCAAAGAUGUAUAAAUUAUUGUUUUAAGUUCCCGUACGUUUAGGAAAUAGAUUUACCUAAAGUUGGGUAUUGUGUAUUUAUGAUAUUGUUUCAAUGUAUGUUAAUUUUUAUAUUGAUGUUUUCUCCAUUAAAUUAUCAUAUUCAUCAUUAAUAUAUUCAUUGUUGAAUGAAGUAUUAGUUAUCACGUAUUGUUUCCUAAAAUGACCAUCAUUGUUCUAAAAUGUAAAGCUUUUUCAGCUGCAUUUUCCCCAUAGUCUUAGAUGCAGCUCUAAAUGUUGAUUCUACUAUAUACAAGUUUUAAUUAUGUUCAUGUAACGUUUUUCAUCACAAUCAAAAUAAUUUUUUAAAAAAUUAUUAUUUAUGAUGGGGACCAAUUACGUUUCUCAGGAUUUACUGCCUGUGUUGCUUUUAUGGGUUCAAGUAAAGAAUAACAGAAAUCUGCCCUUUUCUAGCCAUUAAUUAUGAUUUUUGCUCUUUAUAAUAUUUUAUUUAAAGGGAUAUAGCUCCAGAAGCAUCCUGUUACGAAAUUUCAUUUAUUGAAUAAGAAUUUGGAGAUUUUUAAGUUGCUACGGAGCAAUUUUAAAAAAUAGCUAACAAAAAUACAUCGGAUGUAUUUCCGAUUUCCCUUCCAUGUUUGAACAAGUUGAAAAUAGCUGAUAAAUUAUUUGUUCGGUGCUACUUUGGUAGACGGUGUCACGAAUUUUUGGCGAUUUACAUUGGCGCGGUUUUUACAAUCGUCAGCCUUCUUGAAAAACGCUGUUUUUACGUAGUUUACGCAUAGUAAAGUA